AUGUCGUCGGCCAACAAUACACUUGGUAAUACAUUUACUAAAGAAAGUUUAACAGUUCUAAGAUUUUUUGAGACAAAUUGUUUGAAUGAAUACAGCCAGAUAGCGACAUUUUCCAACAAAUGUAGAGAAACGUAUAUUUUCAGAAGUGGAGGAUGGACAUUCACCGGUUGAACAGGAGAGGUUAGACAAGUGCUUCGGUGCCUGAAAAAAUAAUCAUCUUUUCAGUGUACCCCUCACAUCUUCUGUACUAGACAAAAGUAAAAGUCUCUUUGGCAAGUCGUCGUCAGUGUUUUCCGUACGUUCCUCGCUUUUUCAAGAUAUAUCGAUUUAUUUCACAGGCUGCGGCUGCUCGAGAACCAACGCCUGAAGCACACAGCGGAGAGUCAAGCGCAGCCAACGAUUCUCUAGUUGCCAUGGAAGCUGGAGUAGAGGAGCAAACACCCGUUGAUACAACCCCAACCAACGCGGAAAAUGAGUCUGCAACGCACAAAGAGAGGGCUGAGCAGCCAGACGAAGAGCCGAUGGACAACGUUGCGCAGCUUACGCCUGAGCCGGAGAAUACCAAUAAGCCUGAGCAAGAAGAUGAAGUUUUUGAGAAAAAGAUAAUUUCAAUGGACACCAGCAGAGAAAACGGGGAAGCUCUCGAAACUGCUGAAGAGAUGGAAACAGAAAUAAAUGGAGAGGAAAGAGAAGAAGAAGAGGAUGAGGAUGAUGCUGAGGACGAAGAAGAAGAGGAGGCUCCAAAGAAAAAGGCGAAGGUGUGUUAUUUUCUCAAUUCUGUUUGCUCUAAUUAGUGAAAUUUAGCGAACUGUUCUCUCUGAAGACGCAGAUGAUGAUGAUGAUGAGCAAGAGGAGGAAGAACAGGAAGAGGAACAAGCCGAUGAGCCCGAAAUUGUGGCUGCUGACCAACCUGCUCUAGAAGAAGGUGAACAGGAAGAUGAUUCGGAAUCUCUUGUGAUCGACGAAUCCGCGGAGAAGUCGGUCACCCCUCCCGAAGACGAUGCUGCUCCAGAAGCGCAACCGACUGAAGAAGUAGAGGAACCAGAGAAAGAGGAACCAGAACAAGAGGAACCAGAACAAGAAGAGCAGCAGGAGGAAGAGACGUCUUCUACUCGUCGUACACGCGGAAGAAGGUUCUCUGCAGCUGCAUCCGCCCCAACUUCGUCGUCUGCGACACUUAAACGUGCAACAAGAGGUCGUGCAUCGCAAGGAAAGAAGGAGGAACACAAGGACGAGCAGCCAGUUGAAGAGAAAAUAACUAAUAAGCGAGGAAAAGCGUCGAGAAGCAGCAAAAAAGAAGAAGAGGCCCCAGAACCUGAAGACUCUGAGGAUGUUGGAGACGAUCAAGAUGAGGUGGCUCCCGUUGAAGAAUCGCCCAAAAAGGGAAGAGCAAGAAGAUCCGCUGCCAAAAAGGAGGAAGAGUCUGCUGAGGAGGCACAGGAAGAAGAGGAACCUGAAGCCGAGACUCCUAAGAAAGGAGGUCGAGGCAGACGUUCUGCCGCUGCUGUUACGCCAGCCACUCCACGACAAACAAGAGGAAAAGGUAAACAGUCGAAUAUCGUUGAACAAGAAGAAAAAGAAGAUGAGGAGAUUGAGGAAGAACAAGUAAAAAAGACGAGAGGUCGAAAGCCACCUGCGAAAGUUGAAGAGGUUGAGGAUGGAGAAGAAGAGGACGAAGAAGAGGAAGGAGAAACCGCCGAAGCCGAAGAAGCCGGGCCAUCGACAUCUUCCAGGAGAUCUGCUAGAACCAGGACUACUCCGAAGUCGGCUCCCAUUACUCCCGCGUCUAAGCGCACUCCGGCUCGUGGUGGUCGAAAGAAGCAAACUUCGCUGACUGAAGAUGUCAUCGAGGAGGAAGGCGAAGAAACGACUGAGACUCCACAUGCAAAGAAGGGACGAAGUGGAACAAGAAGCGCUCCUUCGUCGAGCAAGAAAAAGAAUGAGUUCGAUCCGUACGACAUGGACACUGAAAUGGAGCACCAUCCGGAUCCACUAAAGAAUAUUCAGGUAUCCAGUGAAUUAAUCGAAAUCUCAAAUCUCAGAGGAAGUGUUUAGGUCGAGGUGCAAAGUUUUGGAACAGUCAAGUACGGUCGAGUCGGAUCUUCCGCCCCCAAAUAUUCAAUGACUGAAAAGUCCGCUGUCUCUCUGAUGCCAGGUUUGAAGUCAAUAUUGGCAGAUGCCGUCAAACAAUAUUUUUCAGCUACUUCUAACUCGAAGAAUCGCCGUUCUCUCGCUGAUAUGACCCCGUCCAAAGAAAAAGCGAAGGUGAAGGCGCCAGUUGCGUCAGGAGGAAGGAAGCCUAGAGCAAAGAAGGAGGGUAACGAGGAACCGGAAGACGUCGAGAUGGAGGAGCUCGAACAGCCGACCCCAUCGGCGACUCCAGCUUCCGCUAAUCGUGGAAGAAAGAGAAAAAGUGAGGCAGCUGCCAUAACUCCGGCCAAGAAACAGGCGUCCAUCAUAAAUAAGCAGCUGAGCGACGAGGAACAACUACGUGUCGAUCAGCCGCAAGAUGAUAAUGAGCCGCACGCUCCGGGAUCUCGUGUCUAUGCUGUUUUCCAAAAAACCUUCUACCCAGCCGUCAUCGUUGCCGACCGCGAUGGCCUCGGACGAUUCAAGCUGCAGUUCACUGCUGAUAAUGUGGUUAAAGACGUUCCGAAUGCAGGAAUUAUACCGCUCCGUGCAGUCACUACUGGAAAGACGGCGAUUUUUGAAGAGAAUGACGUUCGAGUCAAUGUCCCGCCUAGCGACUUCAGUGCGAAAGAGUGGGCCAAAGGGCAGCUCACCAUUGGAUUGCUCGACGAUGAAGAAGUGCCGACUGGCGAAGUGAAGACUGUCGACUGGAAAGAGCUGUCAUUCGAUCAGGCGGAAUGGCGCGAUUACAUUAAAAUCAAAGAGCAAACCGCUACCGCCAUCACUGCUUCCAACAUCGCUUCCUUCGGUGAAACCCAUCGUGUUCGAAAGCCGGUCCUCACUAAUCCGACACCAAAGCCGAAAGGCCGCAAGAAGGUCGAAGGUCUAGUUCAGUCGAGAGGUGCCUCGACUCCAAGAGAUGACGACGAGGACGACGUUUUGCCCAUGGAUGAGAAAGGCGUCGGAAAAAGCAUUUUUGCCGGAAAGCUGUUUAUGCUCACUUCUGCUAAUCGUUCGGCGACGUCGCCCACUCCGCCUGUGUUCAGGAAGAAAAAUCUGACCAGCUUCCUGGUUGAGAACGGAGGAAUUGUGGUUGAGCAACUGGACGUAAGUUAUUGAGAGACUACAGACGUCUGAUGUCGGUUUGAGGACUUUCAGGGAAGUCAUCCGAAUCUGACACCGAUCCUCAUCUCAGACACCUUCUAUCGUACACACAAGUAUUUGGCAGCGCUUGCGAGAGGUAUUCCGUGCGUAAAGAACGUUUGGCUCCAAGAAUGUGGAGAGCGAGGCGAAUGCAUCGAUUUCAAAGACUUUGUCCUGCCUGCCGGCACUUCUAUCUACAUAGAAGGCCAAGAAAUGCCAGCGUGAGUUAUUUUGUGAAUAGUGACUGAAUAAAAUUCCUUAAUUCAAGGCCAGAAAACCCUUCGGAACUUCUCGCCGGAAAAACUAUUUAUGUGCAUUCUACGCACGAUGCCCGCGAGCUCACUCAAACCGGGCCGGGUGGGACGUUCGUCGAGAUUUGGAAGCCAAUCCUGCACUUACUCGGAGCAAACACCGUUGAAAAUGACUGGAGAACCCUCGAGGAAACACAUCUUCAAUUCGACGUCGUUCUUGUCGAUGGAACAUUCGAACCACAAGUGAUGACCUACGCCGACAAGAUCGGAGCGAGCAAGGUCACUUCCGAAUGGGUCAUUCAGGUACUCUAAAAUGAUAUGUGCUCUCUCUCUCUCUCAUUAACUGUUUUCAGACUAUAAUGCUAAGCGGCGCACCGGAUCCGAAGUCGCAUCAAAAGUUCAACCCGUACUGCUUGAAUCAUCGCAACGCACGCUAUCUACGCAAUCCCCGCUAA
Molecule: messenger RNA, 3979 nt
Organism: Caenorhabditis sp. 36 PRJEB53466
Lineage: Eukaryota; Metazoa; Nematoda; Chromadorea; Rhabditida; Rhabditidae
Source: the annotation of a GenBank genome assembly